AUGAGUGACAAGGAACGGAACGAACCCCAGGAACCUGAGGACACGCAAUCGCACGAUUCGCAGGAGUCGGCCGGUCAGGAGCAAUCCCGCGAGCGGUUCUGGCAGGGUGUGAGCGUCCCGGAUCUGGUCAAGCAGCGUAUCGAUGUCAUCAAGGCGCAGCAGAGCCCCGGCCGCAAGCUGCUCAUGACGAUGCGCAAGUUCUACGCGAUCGUGCCCAUCGCGGCAUUCAUCUUUUUCUUCCUUACCAAUCCCACGUUUCAGAACGCGGUGCUGGCCGUCAUGCAGGUUCUGUUGCAGCUCCUGUUUGCGAUCUUCUACGCGAUCAUCCAGUUCGUCGCCAUCUUCUGGUUCAUGGCCCGAUCGAAAGUGGAGAAGGUGCGGCCGACGGAUCCCAAGUCGAUCACCUUCGACGACUAUUGGGGGCAGCCCAACCUGAAGGCGCUGGUGCGACAGUGGCUGGGCCUGCUGGCCGACCGCAAGGAGUUCGUGCAAAUGGGCGGCCGCUACAUCAACGGCCUGCUGCUCUACGGUCCGCCGGGCACCGGCAAGACCAUGCUCGCCAAGGCGAUGGCCGGAGAGGCCGGGGUCGCGUUCAUCUCCAUAGAAGGCUCCGGAUUCCGGGCGAUGUUCGUGGGUGUGGACGUUCUGAAGAUGAUCUGGUUCAUACGCAAGGCGCGCAAGUACGCGCGUCGCUACGGUGCCUGCAUCGCCUAUAUCGAUGAGAUCGACGCGGUCGGUCAGUCUCGCGGUAACGUCCAGGGCUCCAACGGCGCCAUGGGUGGGAUGGGCGGCAUGAUGGGUGGCGGCACCGGCGCCCUGACCCGGCUGCUGUAUGAGAUGGACGGCGUCGAUCAGCGCUCCCUCAUGGAGCGAAUGGUCGCCAAGCUCUAUCAGCUUCGCGGCAAGAAGCCGCCUGGCCGCAACUGGCACGUGCUGUUCAUGGGUUCCACCAACCGCCCCGACGUCCUGGAUCCGGCGCUGACCGCCCGGGGCGCUUCGAUCAGAUGA
Molecule: messenger RNA, 1008 nt
Organism: Geodia barretti
Lineage: Eukaryota; Metazoa; Porifera; Demospongiae; Tetractinellida; Geodiidae
Source: the annotation of a GenBank genome assembly